ACUUGCAACUGCUUAUAUAAAGGACUAAAGAAGGUACACUUUCAAUGCCCAUUAGCAAUUAAGCCACGACUUUUACAUAUUUUCCAAACACUAAUUGAAGAAAACAUGCAGGUAGUUGUACUGAAACUGGAUGUUCAUUGUGAAAGAACAAAAAAAAAAGCUAUGUCAACUGUCUGUUGUCUCUCAGGAGUUAAUUCGGUGGACGUGAACGACGGUAAACUAACGGUGACAGGAGAGAUUGAUGCCUAUAUGAUUGUGAAGAAAUUGAAGAAGAUAUGUCAUACCGAGUUUAUCUCGGUUGGACCGGUUAAAGAACCAGAGAAAAAGAAGCCUGAUGAUCCAAAGAAGCCCGAAACGAAGCCACCAGAUGUGAUUUAUAAUUGUGUCCCUCCAUAUCCACCUUAUUACCAUCAUUUCAACGGAUGUUACAAUGAAGAUCCCUAUGCUUGCGUCAUCUCUUGAAAAACAUAUUUUGGUACACUCAUCAGUUUCGCCGUAGUCUUUGGUUUUGUUUUGUUCUGUUGUGAUUGUUUUAACUGUUCGAGUCCAGUCCAUUAUACACUAAACAAGACCAAGAUUACCACUCCCAGGCCCAGUAUAUCUCUUAAAAAAAAUUCUUGUUAAUAUAAGCAUGCAUUUAAAUUUA
Messenger RNA from Arabidopsis lyrata subsp. lyrata, 646 nucleotides. Its product is annotated as heavy metal-associated isoprenylated plant protein 12. Gene Ontology annotation, molecular function: metal ion binding. Bases 106 to 462 code for a protein of 118 amino acids. NCBI's taxonomy places the organism in Eukaryota, Viridiplantae, Streptophyta, Magnoliopsida, Brassicales, Brassicaceae. The record is from RefSeq and is a predicted model, not a curated record. The transcript is spliced from 3 exons.